Molecule: messenger RNA, 1339 nt
Organism: Mytilus trossulus (common blue mussel)
Lineage: Eukaryota; Metazoa; Mollusca; Bivalvia; Mytilida; Mytilidae
Product: zinc finger protein 862-like
Exons: 3
Coding region: 74-1339 (421 amino acids)
Source: RefSeq, a predicted model, not a curated record
UUUAUGAAGAAGUGGUGCCAGUUUUGUUUUCAUAUCGAAAGAUAAAAGUACACACAUAAUUUUACAUCGUUACAUGGCUUCAUUGUUGAGGUGGUCGGAUAGUGCGAGACCUGGAAAGGCACCAAAAAGACUGUCUCGCACUUCCGACCAAGUUACAGAAGCAAAGAAAAAAUACGAGGACAAGCGCGUCAGAGAGUUCAAAACCCAUUGGAUGGACGGUCGUCCCUGGCUCAAGUAUGAUAAUGAGAAUUCCGUUAUGUAUUGUACAUACUGUAAGGAGCAGGGAAAGGGAUGGAAAUUCUUAUCUGGGUGUACGAAUUUUAGGAUUGACACCAUCCAAAAUCAUGAAGUCAGUUCCCCUCACAUCAGUGCAACAUCUGUUGCCGAGAGGCCACUUCCUCAGAAUUCACUGGCUGCAAAGGCCAUUAACUCUAUAAAACAAACUGAAUAUGACAGACUUAGCAUUCUCUUUCGUAAUGCCCAUGCUGUUGCUAAACAUCAUCUAAGCUUUAAAACUUAUAAUGUUAUAUGUAAACUGGAUCAAGCUAAAGGUCUUGAUGUUGGCAAUAGCUACCUGAAUGACAAAAAGGCCUGUGAAUUUGUCAAAAAUAUAGCCAGUGUUUCCAGAAAUGAGACCAGAGACCUUUUGAAAAAAACACCAUUUCUGAGCCUCACCUGUGAUGGGUCAUCUGACUUCAUGGGGGAUGAAUAUGAGUCAUUGUGGGUAAGAAGUGCCCAAAAUGGAAAGAUAAUUGAAAAGUUUUUAGAUUUGGGUACUGCUGAAUCUGCAGGAUCUCAGGACAUAUUUAAUUACAUGAAAGCUGUUUGCUUUGAAAAUUCAGAGGACAAUACCAACCAACUGUGGAGUAAACUUAUUGGCUUUUGCUCAGACGGUGCAUCAAACAUGCAAGGUAUAAGAAAUGGUGUGGCUGCUUUGAUGAAAAGAGAAAACCCAGAAAUAGUUGUUACUCAUUGCUUGGCUCACAGAGUUGAGUUAAGCUUUAAGGAUGCUAUUAAGUCAUCUAAAUUGUAUGAUAAAACCAUAACUCUUCUUCUUGGUCUUUACUACUUGUACCGCAGAGGUCCCAAACAGAAGAAAGCCUUAAAACGAGCUUUCAGUGCACUUAACAUGACGAAAAUACUUCCAACCCGUGUAGGAGGAACUCGUUGGAUGCCACACAUGCUUAGAGCAAUAAAUGUUAUUAUCAAAGGUUACAGGGGAUUUAAAGCUCACCUAGAAAGUGCUUCACAUGAAAAUCCAAAAGCUGAAGGACUUGCCAAAAUUCGAACUGAUGUAGCGGUUGUCACAUUCAUUUUAAAUUUAAAGGUAUACAUGUAG